AUGUCUGUGGCGCGGCUCUCCAAUGAGGACAACGAUCGGGAAUCCAAAAGGUCUAAAAAGGGAGCCUCACCUAUACUGGGAUUCUCGGAUAAGGAUAAGAUGGGAACCAUCCAACCCUAUGACGAUGCUUUGGUAGUUACACUUAGGAUUAGGGGGUUCGACGUGAAGAGAGUAUUGGUAAACCAGGGCAGUGCUGUGGAAGUAAUGUACCCUGAUCUGUACAAGGGGCUGAACCUAAAACCCAAGGACCUAAUGGCAUAUGAUUCCCUUUUGGUAAGUUUCGAAGGGAAGACUGUUACACCAAGGGGACAGAUCAGACUACCCAUACAAACCGGUUCAGACGUGGUGGAGGUGGAUUUCAUUAUGGUCGACGCCUACUCACCGUACACAGCCAUAGUGUCCAGGCCUUGGCUCCACGCCUUAGGAGCCAUUUCUUCUACACUUCACCAGAAGGUGAAAUACCUGUCAGAGGGCCGAGUAGAGGAGAUUGUAGGAAAUCAAACCAUGGCUAGACAAUGCAUGGUGGCUGUCAUCUUUUGCCAACCAAAUCCAGAAUCCUCAGCCUCUAUAAGAAAGGACUUAUAG
Messenger RNA from Quercus lobata, 585 nucleotides. RefSeq lists its product as uncharacterized. Lineage: Eukaryota; Viridiplantae; Streptophyta; Magnoliopsida; Fagales; Fagaceae. The transcript has a single exon. Bases 1 to 585 code for a protein of 194 amino acids. The record is from RefSeq and is a predicted model, not a curated record.